GGAGGAGCGAAAUUAUCCUGCACAGAUCCAGCCAGAGCAGACGGCCAGCAGUGAUCAGAGCACCUCCAGGCUUGCAGAUGUGGAAGGAGCGCUGUGCGAGUUCUAGUCCUGGGUGUCUGGCCCAGUGAUUCAACCCCAGACAGGAGCAGGAGGAAGCGGGGGAAAGGACAGCCAUGGGGUCGAGCCUGGGCCAGGAUGUAGGCUGGCUCCUGCCUUUCCUGUUCUUGCUACUGAUGAUCACGGUGUCACCCACCCAGAGCCAAGGAUGUCCCCAACGUUGUGAGUGCAUUGCAAAGCUCAAGACUGUGUCCUGUUAUGGUAAACGCCUGUCUGCACUGCCAGAUGGCAUCCCACCGGACACCAAGAUCCUGGAUCUGAGUGGGAAUAAACUUCGCUGGGUAGAACAUGGAGACCUGCUUCCAUAUCCACGUCUUGAAAAGCUUGACCUGAGUGAGAACAUGAUUAGUGUCCUGGAACCGAAUGCUUUUUCUAGUCUCCAGAACCUGCAGUCACUUUCACUGAGGGGUAACCAGUUGAAACUGGUUCCCAUGGGAGCUUUUUCACGUCUCUCCAACCUAACUUCCCUCGACCUCAGUGGGAAUAAGAUUGUUAUUCUUCUGGACUUUACCUUCCAAGACCUGAAAAAUCUAAAAAACCUGGAAGUUGGAGACAAUGAUCUGGUUUACAUCUCCAACAAGGCCUUUCUGGGUCUAGUGGGGCUGAGGGAGCUGACCAUUGAGAGGUGCAACCUGACUUCUGUGUCCAGCCAGUCUUUGUCUUACCUGCACAACCUGGUGACUCUGCGGCUCCGCUACCUCAGUAUCUCCGCCUUAGAGGACCAGAACUUCCGGAAGCUGGGAAACCUGAGGGGGCUUGAGAUUGAUCACUGGCCCUUUUUGGAGUACAUUUCCCCUCAUAGCCUGCAGGGUCUUAACUUGUCUUGGCUGUCUAUUACGCACACCAACAUCACGUCUGUGCCGACCUCUGCCCUGCGCAGUCUGGCCCACCUCACCAGCCUCAACCUCUCCUAUAACCCUAUCUCUGUGUUGGAGUCUUGGGCGCUGCGGGACCUUGUGAGGCUGAAGGAGCUGCAUCUUGUCAACACUAACCUGGCAGUAGUGCAGCCGUAUGCCCUGGGUGGUCUAAGGCAAAUUCGCCUUCUUAACCUCUCCACCAACAACCUGGUGACCCUGGAGGAGGGAGCCUUUCAAUCUGUCAACACUCUGGAGACACUGCGUUUGGAUGCAAACCCUCUGGCCUGCGACUGCCGCUUGCUCUGGAUCCUUCAGCGCAGGAAGACCCUCAAUUUUGACGGUGCCUCCCCAGUGUGUAUGAUGCCCGUUGAGGUGCAAGGACGGGCUCUUAACGCUUUCUCUGACUCAGCUCUCUUUGAUCACUUUACUUGCCAGAAGCCCAAAAUCCGCAACAGGAAACUGCAGCAGAUAUCUGCUCGUGAGGGACAGGUCGUGUCAUUCAUUUGCAAAGCAGAAGGUGAGCCAACACCGGUGAUAUUCUGGAUUUCUCCUCAGCGCCGCCGCAUCACCACAAAGAGCAGCGGUCGCCUAACUGUAUUGCCAGAAGGAACAUUAGAAAUACGGUACGCCCAGGUAACAGAUAGUGGAACUUACAUCUGCAUAGCCAGUAACGCUGGUGGAAAUGACACCUAUUUUGCCACGCUUACAGUUAGUGGGCUGCCGCUAGAUGCAGCUCUUAUGGCCAACCGUACUUACUAUGCUGGGGACCUUAAUGACACAAAUCUAAAUGAUACCAGAGUCUUCUUGAAGUUUACUCUGGACCUCAAGACCAUCCUCAUAUCCACAGCUAUGGGCUGUAUCAUGUUCCUGGGUGUGGUCCUGUUCUGUUUCAUUCUGCUUUUUGUGUGGAGUCGAGGGAGAGGACAGCACAAGAACAAUUUCUCAGUGGAGUAUUCUUUCAGAAAAGUGGAUGGACCUGCUGCCAGUGGAGGACAGGGCGGGGCACGCAAGUUCAACAUGAAAAUGAUUUGAUUAUUUGGGUCUGUUUUUCUUAUUAGUAUACUUUCCCUGACACUGUUUACAAGCAGUCUCAAGCUAGGACAUGGAAGGGAUAUAAAAACACUGGAAUAGGCAUCCAUGCUCGCAAAACAUUAGAAACAGUUAUUUAUAGGACAUUUUAUUGAUACAAGUUUUUGUUAUUGAAAAACGACUAUGUAUAGAAAAAAAGGCAAUCUGUAUGGAUUUGAUAUACUGUAUUUCUACUGCUCUUUAUUGUGUGUCCACAUUGUUGUGUAGAUGAAAUCUGGAUUAUAUUUAAAGAUGUCUCAAAAUCUUGAAUAGACUGUUAAAAGACCAAACAACAACAGCACUCAGAGUUCCACCAGUCUUUAACCUAUACAAAGCUCUUGCCAACUCCACCUUUCUUCCCUACAAGGAUCUCUGUCCUCUUCAUCUUUAAAGGACUUCACCUCUCCGCUAUGUCUGAGGUGAUUCAAGCUCUCUGUCUCCAAACCCAUGAAUACAUAAUAACAGGGUGGUGCUCAAUGAAUGCCAAGGACUUGCCAAUAUGUAUUUGAGUAGUUUUAGCUAUAUACUGCAUAUUUAGACUCGUCUACAGUCAGGACUUUAGAGCACUACUAUAACCAUGAAUAUAGAGGCUCUGCUUUUUUUUUUGCUGAUGGUGGGUUUGUAUAGAAUGCAUUAGAUACCAAGAGUCUACACUCUACAACACUGCCAAUUUGACCACAAAGCACCAUGUAAUAUCACUGUCAAUGCAAAGCCAUGGUAGAAAAGAGAAGUUGCUUCUCAUUGGAUAUACUGUAAGUUAGUCAAAGAAGUUUAACGCAAAUAUUGGGCUCUACCUGUUUAGCUACAAUUACGGGACCCAUGCACAGUAGUGUGGUGACAGAUCAGCACAUGCAGAUAGUCAGAUUUUCCAUAUAGUAGACACACUGGACAAGACUCUUGCCCUCUUAAUCUGAAAAUCCUGUGUAAAGAUGAACGCAUGCACAGAGUUGGCUUCUUACUUUGAAUAAUGUGUAUUAUUUGUAAAUUUAACAUUUGGUGGGGUGCAUUCAUCCCAAUGUUGAACAGAUCAUACUGUAUAGGUAGAAUAUAUGCUGUAUAAGAUGUAUUAUAGAUUUUGUAAUCAUUGAUAUUCUUGUGGUUGUUUAUAGUAAUGUUGAGUGAUCAGACUUUACUGUAAUUCUACUGUUAAAAGUCUUUUUUUUUUUUUUUUUUUUCAAAUCAGUGAAAUCCAAUCCAGGUAGAAACAGAACUUUUACAAUCUCACCUCAUCAUAUCAUCAGAUAGAGACAUGUCUCCUCGCUCCCUGAGCACACACAACAAAUCAUGAAGGACGUUUAAGUCCGGUUUUAGUUCACUUGCAUAUAUUUCUGACUGCAAAUGUGACAGCGGGGAGGCUCAGCUGACCAGCAGGGGAAGGAGUUAAGUGGGUUCUCAUUGGGACCUCGAUUUGUGUGAGACAUGCAGGGAAAAAUGCUAAUGUGAUAAAGACCUUGCAGACUGGAACAAAGGUCAUCAUGAAACUGAGCCAGAAAGAGGACAGGGAGUUGAGGUAUUACAGGAAGACACUGACACUGUUACAACAAAGGGCUGGAUGCUAGCCUGGAACAAUAUAAGACAGGUGUGCAACAUUUUGUACAAGUUUGGAUUAAAGUGGUUUUCAAGGUGAUUCCAAGAUGCAGAAUUGAGGUGCAGUUACUUGAUUUCAAGAAAAUUUCUUGAUCUCAAAAAGAGUUUUACCAUUACAAAUGGUUUCUGUAUUUCAUCACACAAAAAGCAUUAGUUUAUUCAUAUACCGAUGAAUGCAGUUUGUAUUUACAGUGUUUUUUGUUCUUUCACAUCAUAUCAGCUGAAAACAACAUUCAUGCAAAUGUGUGAGUUUUAGGGCCUUACAAAACAUCUGUGGUAGUUUCUGUACCACACAGCCAGACCCCAGAGGCAUGAAAUCCAGUUUCCCUCACAGCUUCAGACAUAAUUUGGAGAGAGUGAGAAAACAGGCAAACUGAAUAUACUAUUCUAACCUCAAAGCACAGCCUAUUUUUUGAUCUGAGUCUAUCCCCGAGAUCCAAGACCACCUGUUCAGAAAUCAGCCCAUCCUGUUUAACUUCAACUACUCUGCUUUUAACACUGUUACUCUGCUGCCCUCUGUUGUCUACAGAUGGCAAUGCAUUCAUCAUGACCUCUUCAACUUAACAGUAAGCAGUUUAUUCCAUUUCCCAUGAGGCAAUUAUGAAACUGAUGGAGGGCUGACCAGGAUCCCGUCGUACUGGAAGUGAAAGUGAAUUUUGUGCUACGACUAAUACAACAUUCCUCACACAGCAAACCCUCUUCCUCUGCUGCUUCUGCAGCUCAUAAUUAAAGGUAGAAACUGAGGAGAAAAUGGAGCGUCACCCCGUGUUACAUCAUUCACCCACAUAUACUGCACAACAGAUUUUACAAUGAAAAUGAUCAAUAAUGAACCGUGAACAUGUUCAUGACAUCGUUUGUCAGAGUUAAGCUUCCUCUCUGUGAUUUGAAAAUGUAAACAAUUCAGUUGUUUUUUUCAUUGUCCUUUGGUGAGUUCAUCCUGUAAAUAUAGCAGCCAUUGUGUCUGGAAGUUGUGCUAGACUGUUUUGUAUUGUAUUGUUUUAUAAAAAUGAAGCACACUGUUUAUAAAGCAUGCAAAUACUAUCCGCUAUGACGAUGUCUUGUCCCCUGUCCCAUUUUUAUAGCAGUUAUCUGGUCUCUUGACCCUUAUGGUGGCAGUCUGACAAGAUGAUUGAGUCUAAAUUACACCUGUGACCCUGUCACUGUGAGAGUUUGUGUUGCAGUUGCUAUUUUUUUUCCCCAGGAGUUUGUCAUAUUUUAAUUUUAAAAAAUCAGUUAAGUCAGAUGGAUGGAUGUGCUAGCUGCACCACAGAUAAAGAUAUACUGCUUAGAAGAAAACAUUCUUGCCCUGUUUCACCUUAAUGAUAUUGGUACUGCCUGCAUACACUGUAUGAGGAGGGUUAUCAUUCA
Messenger RNA from Toxotes jaculatrix (banded archerfish), 4997 nucleotides. RefSeq names its product leucine rich repeat and Ig domain containing 3a (gene lingo3a). The record is from RefSeq and is a predicted model, not a curated record. The transcript has 2 exons. The coding region runs from base 174 to 2006 and encodes 610 amino acids. Gene Ontology annotation, molecular function: protein binding. NCBI's taxonomy places the organism in Eukaryota, Metazoa, Chordata, Actinopteri, Toxotidae. Gene Ontology annotation, cellular component: extracellular matrix.